AUGUCCUACUCUGGUGGCGGUGGUGGCACACUCACCGUGCCGAGCCCGACCCACGUUCAUCACGUUGACGUCCUGGCCACCUCUGUCAGGAGCCUGAGGCGGUCUCUGUCACGAUCACCAUCAAGAUUCAACCUCGCUCGCACCAACCCGCACCCGCACGGAUCAGACUCCCCAAACAACUCCCACUCACCCGUGGAUCGGUCUCCUUGCCGCCGAUACAGCCCUAGCAUGUCCACAAGGAGCCAAACCCCAUCACAGCAGCCGGUGACGACUACACCCUCAUCCAACUUCGUGUCUACAACUCCCCAACACCCCCCUCCUACCGCGUCUUCCAUUUUCUCACCCAAUGUCAAGCUCUCGCUGCGCUCCGCGAAAAAGCAAUCUUCGACACCUCCCCGGCCGUUCUCGAGGCUGAGAGCAUCCCCCAAGUCACCCCUCAAGCGUACCCUGAGUGUUACCAACGAGACAGACGUUCCGGGUUCCAUGCCGGGUCCUGACUCACCCGGCCAGGAGAACAGUAGCAGCAACAGCAACAACAUCUCAACCACGCCACGAAGCCCGCUUCCCAGGAGUUCCAUUCCAAGGAGACCGCUGGAAAAGUCAUCCCGCCACAGCCUUCACCUCGACGUCUCCGGCUCUGUGCACCAGAACAUCUUCAGAGCCAUGGACAAUUCUGAACUGCCGUCAGGAACGGCUGGUUCGGGCGCAUUGAAGCGCAGCGACGCCAUCAUGGAUCUUGACCAGCCGAAUGUCAGCAGUCCCGUGGCUAAACGACGCAGUUUGCACGGGAUUGCGAGCUUUGGAUAUACCGAGACGGGCGCGAAUAUUUUUGGGGGUUCGACACCCGUCCCGUCAUCAACGAGCUUCGAGAUUCAUGACGACACCACCAGCAGCAAUCGUGAAUACGAGCUUUUCGGCAGUGGCUCCGUCGCUCACCGUGAGCCGCUUCCUUCGCCCACACCGCCAGCACCAUCCAUUCCUCGGAGGACCGGAUCGUUAAGGAAAUCCACACUUCAGCAGCGACAGCAUGACCGAAGUUCGUGGGGCCGUCGUUCGGGCGCGAACCAUCUAGCUCAGAUGAGCGGAGACUUCUCGACACCCAACGGCAAAAACCGUCCUCGCCUAUCGCUCGACCAGUUUCUACCCCCUCAAAUCAAUCGCGACAGCCCAUUCUCAUCUAGCAUUCCUCUCCCUAACCCCUCUGUACACCCGGUCGAUCGCUCGUCCAACCAGCCUCACCCGCUAUCGAAGACGCUGACCACCUCAUCCAGCGGCAACAGUCUGCAAGAGGAGCCUGCCAUCAUUGUUGAGAAGGCACUCCCGGCCGUCUUUGCGAAACCAUCCGCCCCCAGCAAUUUUGCCAAGUCGCUGCCUUAUGGUGGUGGCGCCCCCCCUCGGAAGGACGAUAAUGUGACUCCUUUCAAGGACGUCAAGCCUUGGGCAGGCGCGUUCAUGUCUACGGGUCUCGUCUCCAAGGUCAAUCGAAACCCUGAGGAGGAGCCAAAGCUCACCAUGCCUGACACGCCUUGUAAGAAGCCCACACACGGCUUUGCCACCUACCCGCCGCCGCCCGGAAGCGCCAUGAAGAGGAAUGGCGGUCGGUUUUCGUUCGGCAACCCCCCUGCCUCGCCCUUCAGCUCAAGCAUUCAGUCGAGCAAUGGAUUCGGCAACUCCAGCAAGGGCCUCGGUAUCUUCCAUCGCCUAGGUCCUCGCCACGGUCGCAGGGGCAGCCUUCUCAGUCUUGAUGGCGAGGAUAAGAAGUUCACCUUUGAGAGCAACCAUGUCACUCCUCUGGGAGUUGACAUUGACGCCCCUCCGACACCAACCAAGCAGAGCACCACCCCGACUUUCGGUAACCUUUCCGCCAGACGCUUGGGUGCCGAGAGCCCAACCGCCAAUCGAUCCAUCAGCAUUCCCUUUUCUGCCGUCCGACCCGAGAUCUCUCGAGAAUCGACUGCCAGCCCCGUCGAGCAGCAUACUCCCAGGACACCGCAGGCCGCCGUCAUCAUUCCUGACGCCAGCUGUCUGUCCAUCUCCAACGCACACGAAUCAACACCAUCUCAAGGCGUGCGGCCCCCCGUCACACCUUCUGGGCGCGAAUCAUUCCAGUCCGUCGGUACUCAGCUCAUGACACCGGUUAAUGGCCGUGGCAAUGGCGACAUUGACGAUUCCCUCUACGCGCGCUUUGAUAAGGUCGAGUUGGUGGGCAAGGGCGAGUUCUCCUCGGUCUUCCGUGUCGUCAAGUGCACUUCGGCCCGCGCCUCGUUCCUUUCCAUCUUCAACGGCACCCCUAGCCGCCACUCUCCUGGUAGCCCUGAGCCUGAUCGCAUUUAUGCGGUCAAGAAGGCACGCCGCCCCAUCAUGGGCCCCAAAGAUCGCGAGAACAAGAUGAGGGAGGUUCACGCACUUCAAGCUCUGACGCACGCCGAUCACGUCAUACACUAUGUGGACAGCUGGGAGCACGAGCUCCAUCUGUUCAUCCAGACGGAAUUCUGCGACGAGGGAACUCUCGACAAGUUCCUGAGCAACGUUGGUUGCAAGGGCAGGCUGGACGAUUUUCGCAUCUGGAAGGUCAUACACGACAUCAGCCUGGGCUUGCAGAGCAUUCACGACGCUGGCUUCAUCCACUUGGACCUGAAGCCUGCUAACAUCCUCAUAACAUUUGAGGGGAUCCUUAAGAUUGGUGAUUUCGGACUGGCGACCGCAUGGCCUGCUGCGAAGGGCGUUGACGCCGAAGGCGACCGAGAAUACAUCGGACCCGAGAUUCUGCGUGGCAAAUUCGACAAGCCUGCGGAUAUCUACUCUCUAGGUCUUAUUCUCGUCGAAAUGGCUUGCAACGUUGUCCUCCCAGACAACGGUCCUGCCUGGGUCGCGCUGCGUUCUGGUGACUUUUCCGAAGUCCCGAGCCUGACCUUCAGCGCGAGUUCUGCGACGCAGAUCAGAGAUGUGGCUGGCGUUCCGACCGGUCUGUCGCAUGACGACCUGUCGCUGAACCAAAGCAUUGUCUCGGACAUUGCCGUCAACUUCAACAACUCCUUCAGCAAACCGCCAUUCCACGCAGGCAGCAGCCCUAUCUCUUCGCCUAAGCGGUCGGAGCUGUUGUCUCCACCAGACUUCAUGUGUGACGCCUUCCACCCAGACUCACUCGACCAGGUCGUCCGAUGGAUGACGAAGCCUGAGCCGAGUGAGCGCCCCACGAUUCAGCAGCUUCUGGGGUCCGCCGGAAUGACUUGGGUCGCUGAUCGCCGACGAUCAGCUGCCACGGUUUUCGAGGGCGUCUGGGGACCUGGCGACAUCGCCACUAUCAGCUCUGAUGAGGAUACAGAAAUGACCGACGUGUGA
This is a messenger RNA of Verticillium dahliae VdLs.17, 3342 nucleotides long. Its product is annotated as mitosis inhibitor protein kinase SWE1. The coding region runs from base 1 to 3342 and encodes 1113 amino acids. The record is from RefSeq and is a predicted model, not a curated record. The transcript is spliced from 3 exons. Gene Ontology annotation, biological process: protein phosphorylation. Gene Ontology annotation, molecular function: ATP binding; protein kinase activity. Lineage: Eukaryota; Fungi; Ascomycota; Sordariomycetes; Glomerellales; Plectosphaerellaceae.